GGCAACACGGCGCAAAACAGCUCCUGUUUCUGAACAGCCAGUGACGUCUGUUAAGGUAUCUGGGAAUAACAGAGGAGACCACAGCAGUUUCAAAGAUGCUUCCUAAGAGGGACCGGCAUGACCUGUUCAUCUUGUGUUGCUGCCAUAGAGAAGAAGCUGUUCGAAGCGAAAGGAGUAAAAUUUGCUCCGGCUGCCCUGUUGGCUCAGAAAGCAGAAAUCAGGUUUGACCCAACGCUAGUCCAACCUAACCAACUGGCUGAGCUAAUUAAUGACUUGUGAUUUGAAGCAUCUGUCCUUAAGGAAUUGCACACUCUGCAUGGGGAAGCUGAAUUUGUGAUAGGUGGCAUGACCUGUGCCUCAUGUGUUCAUGCCAUUGAGACCAACAUCUGCAAGCUUACCGGUGUCACAAGUGCGUCAGUCAGUCUGGCGACGCAGAAGGGAAGGUUCUUUUUUUCGACUCAGAGCCGACAGAGCCUCGCCAAAUCUUGGAAUGACUCAAAGAUUCGGAUUUCAAUGCGUAUCCAUUUACUGACCGCGAGCUACCCGAGUCAAAAGGAAGAAGUUAAAAAGUCAAGAAAUUCGUUACUGCUCUCUCUGAUGUUUGGUUUGCUGUCCAUCCUGCUCAUGAUGUACUACGUGAUCCAGCACAUGGUUUACAAGCAUGACAACGACUGCUGCAUACUUCCAGGGCUUUCAGACGAGAACUUCAUUCUUUUUCUAUUAGCUACCACAGUCCAGUUUGUUGGCAGCUGCUACUUCUACAUACAGGCUCGGAAGGCUCUGUUCCACAGGGUUGUCAACAUGGAAGUGCUCAUGAUGCUGGCAACAAGCAUCUCUUAUUUCUGCAGUGUCAUGAUUGUUGUGUACUUUAUGAUUAAUGGUGCGGACCACAGCCCAAACACCUUCUUUGAGACACCACCCAUGCUGCUCAUGUUCAUAUCACUCGGACGGUGGCUUGAGCACAUUACCAAGGGAAAGACAUCGGCAGCAUUUGCCAAGCUGAUUCCACUGCAAGCCACGGAGGCAGUUCUAGGGGAUGUGGAUGCCCAGGUGAACGUUACUGCUGAGCGAAACGUCAGCGUAGAAUUAGUCCAAAGAGGAGACGUGUUAAUGGUUGUGCCUGGAGCAAUGGAGGGGAGGGUGUGCAUGGGUCACUCUGUUGUUGAUGAGGCACUCAUCAAAGGCGAAUCCAUGCCUGUGCACAAGAAAGUUGGUGACCAGGUCAUUGGCGGUUUCAUUAACAGCAUUGCCACCCAUGUUGGCAAGGACCCAGCACUCGCAGAUUGUGUGGCUUGUUGAGGCCCAAAAGGGAAGAGAAUUAGUGUAAUCUUUCCUUUUACUUUUGUUUCCUUCUCUCAAUGUUUUUUUUCACAUACUUAUUCUGUGUGUGAAUAAAAUUUAGUUCCAGUUGGCACUCGUGUCUCCUUCUUCGUUGUGUGUGUGUGCGCUUCCAAUUCACCAUGAAUGUAUCUUUAUGUUGUUUGCUGGCAUCUUAUUUGAGGAAA
Dermacentor silvarum is the source of this 1505-nucleotide messenger RNA. RefSeq names its product copper-transporting ATPase 2-like. Bases 346 to 1299 code for a protein of 317 amino acids. The record is from RefSeq and is a predicted model, not a curated record. NCBI's taxonomy places the organism in Eukaryota, Metazoa, Arthropoda, Arachnida, Ixodida, Ixodidae. Gene Ontology annotation, molecular function: P-type divalent copper transporter activity; copper ion binding. Gene Ontology annotation, biological process: copper ion homeostasis. The transcript has a single exon. Gene Ontology annotation, cellular component: perinuclear region of cytoplasm; trans-Golgi network; membrane.